Messenger RNA from Fusarium coffeatum, 2499 nucleotides. RefSeq lists its product as uncharacterized. Gene Ontology annotation, molecular function: beta-glucosidase activity. The coding region runs from base 1 to 2499 and encodes 832 amino acids. Gene Ontology annotation, biological process: glucan catabolic process. The transcript is spliced from 2 exons. NCBI's taxonomy places the organism in Eukaryota, Fungi, Ascomycota, Sordariomycetes, Hypocreales, Nectriaceae. The record is from RefSeq and is a predicted model, not a curated record.
AUGGCCGAUAUCAACGUUGAAGAUAUUCUGAAGAAGCUCUCUUUGGCUGAGAAGGUCUCUCUUCUCGCAGGUAUUGACUUCUGGCACACAAAGGCUCUCCCUGAGCAUGGGGUUCCAUCUCUUCGUCUUUCAGAUGGGCCCAACGGUGUAAGAGGCACCCGUUUCUUCAACGGUAUUCCAGCAGCAUGCUUCCCUUGCGGUACAGGCCUUGGUGCCACUUUCAACCAAGAGCUUCUGGAAGAAGCGGGAAAGAAGAUGGGCGAAGAAGCCAUUGGCAAGAGUGCCCAUGUUAUCCUUGGUCCUACCAUCAAUAUGCAACGAUCGCCUCUUGGCGGACGUGGUUUCGAGUCCAUCGGUGAGGACCCCUUUCUCGCUGGUCUCGGUGCUGCUGCUCUUGUCCGUGGAAUUCAGAGCACAGGUGUCCAGUCGACUAUUAAGCACUUUGUUUGCAAUGACCAAGAGCAUAAGCGUAUGAGUGUCCAGGCCAUCAUCACUGAACGUGCUCUCCGCGAGAUCUACGCUCUUCCAUUCCAGCUUGUCGUGCGUGACUCCCAGCCCGGUGCUUUCAUGACAUCUUACAACGGAGUAAAUGGAACUUCUUGCAGUGAGAGCCAGAAGUUGUUAAAAGACAUGCUACGAGGUGAAUGGGGCUGGGAGGGUCUGAUCAUGAGUGACUGGUAUGGUACCUACAGUGUUACAGAUGCCAUCAAAGCCGGUCUUGAUCUUGAGAUGCCCGGCCCCACCCGCUGGCGAGGCGACGUCCUUAACUUCGCUGCUGCAUGCGAGAAGGUCUGGGGACAUGUUAUUGAUGAACGCGCUCGCGAGGUUCUUAAGUUUGUCAAAAAGUGCGCUGCAUCUGGGGUUCAAGAGAACGGUCCCGAGAAGACCCUCAACACUCCUGAAACAGCAUCGCUCCUUCGCAAGAUCGGAAAUGAGAGCAUUGUUCUCCUCAAAAAUGAGAAGAACAUCCUUCCUCUAGCUAAGGACAAGAAGACUUUGGUUAUCGGUCCCAAUGCAAAGGUUGCGACUUACCAUGGCGGUGGCUCUGCCUCCCUGGCCGCAUACUACGCCGUUACACCCUAUGACGGUAUUGCUGAGAAGCUCGGCAACCCUCCCGCUUACACCAUAGGCGCAUAUACGCACAAGCUGAAUCCUCUCUUGGGCGAUCAGACCAAGGGUCCUGACGGCAAGACCGGCAUGAGCUGGAAAGUGUACAAUAAGCCCCCCAGCGACACGUCCCGCAAGCCUGUGGACGAGCUGUGGUUGACCAAGUCAGAGAUGCAUCUUGUUGAUUACUACAACCCCGAACUCGAGGAUCUUUGGUAUGCUGACCUUGAAGGUAUUCUCGAGGUUGAAGAGGACUCUACUUAUGAGUUUGGCGUAAUUGUUUGCGGUACUGCCAACCUUUAUGUCAAUGACGAAUUAGUCGUCGACAACAGCACCAAGCAAGUCGCUGGCGAUGCGUUCUUCGGCACAGCAACACACGAGGAGCUUGGCCGCAAGGAGCUCAAGAAGGGAGAGAAGUACAAUGUUAGAAUCGAGUUUGCCUCUGCUCCAAGCUUCAAACUCAAGCUUGACAACCCUGUCGUAGGCCAUGGAUCUCUUCGUGUGGGUGCUUCCAAGGUCAUCAAUGCCAAACAAGAGAUCGAGCGAUCUGUCGCUCUUGCCAAGGAGCACGAUCAGGUUAUCAUUUGCGCUGGUCUCAACUCCGACUGGGAGACCGAGGGAUCUGACCGGGAGAGUAUGAAGCUCCCUGGGAAGCUCGACGAGCUUAUCUCGGCUGUUGCUGCGGCGAAUCCCCAAACGGCCGUUGUCAUGCAGACCGGUACACCUGAGGAGAUGCCCUGGCUUGGCGAAGUGCCUGCCGUAAUUCAGGCCUGGUAUGGCGGUAACGAGACCGGUAACUGCAUUGCAGACAUCCUUUUUGGCGAUGCCAAUCCAUCUGGCAAGUUGUCUCUCAGCUUCCCCAAGCGCUUGACCGACGUGCCAGCAUUCCUCAACUUCCGCACCGAAGCUGGCCGAACACUUUACGGCGAGGACGUGUAUAUGGGUUACCGAUACUACGAGUUUGCCGACCGAGAGGUUAACUUUCCAUUCGGUCAUGGUCUCUCCUACACUACCUUCGCUUUCUCAGACCUCAACGUCUCAUCAAAGGACGGUAAGCUCACAACAUCUGUCACCAUACGCAACACAGGGUCUGUUCGUGGUGCAGAGGUUGCCCAGCUCUACGUGCGCCCGUUGCAGGCAGCCAAGGUGAACCGGCCUGUCAAGGAACUCAAGGGCUUUGCCAAGGUCGAGCUUGAUGCGGGCGAGUCCAAGGCUGUAACCAUUUCUGAGUUUGAGAAGUAUGCCGCUGCCUACUUUGACGAAGAACAAGACAAAUGGUGUGUCGAGGCUGGAGAGUACGAAGUCAUUGUAAGCGACAGCAGUGCCGUGGGCGAGAAAGCACUCAAGGGAUCGUUCAAGAUUGAGGAGACCUACUGGUGGUCUGGUAUUUAA